AUGGCCGACAUGAUGAACCGCAUCAAGGCCUUGUUUGCCCCGAAGAAAGGGAAUGAGCAAGAAUACGAACCGCUUACAGAUGAGUCGGGCGCAUUGGACGAGUCGGGAUAUCUCCCGGGAAGGGAGGAGGUACCUUUCUCAUGGCUGGAAUACUCCAUUUUUGCGCUGAUCGGAGUUGCUAUGCUCUGGGCUUGGAACAUGUUUAUUGCCGCCGCGCCCUACUUCCAGAAACGGUUCAGUUCCCACGAAUGGAUCCUCGAGAACUCCCAGUCCGCGAUCCUCUCCGUCUCGACCGUGACCAACCUUACGGCGAUGCUUAUCCUGACCAACAUGCAGAGCUCCGCCUCGUACCCCUUCCGUAUAAAAGCGGGCCUGCUGAUCAACAUCGGGGUUUUCACGCUCCUGACGGCGACGACAAAGACCUUCCUCGACGUCUCCGCCCCGGCCUACCUCGGCUUCCUCCUGCUUCUCGUCGGCUGCUCCGCCUGGGGCACGGGUCUGAUGCAGAACGGCGCCUUCGCCUUCGCCGCCAGCUUCGGCCGCCCGGAGUACAUGCAGGCGAUCAUGGCCGGGCAGGGCGUCGCCGGCGUCCUGCCGCCCAUCGCGCAGAUGGCCUCGGUGCUGAUCGCCCCGCCGCCGCCGCCGGCGGGGGGGUCGGAUCCCACCGACGCCGGCCCUCCCCCGCUCCGGGAGGUCGGCACCGCGGCGUUCAUCUACUUCCUCACGGCCGUGGCCGUCUCGCUGGCGGCGCUGGCGGCGUUUGUGCCGCUCGUGCGCCGCCAGCGCCGGCGCGAGCUCGGGAACCUCGCUGCGGCGGCGGGAUUGGCCGGGGCCGAGGAGACGGCCGAACCCCCCGCCCGCCACUUCGUCAGCAUCCCGACGCUGCUGCGCAAGCUGCACUGGCCCGCUGCGGCCGUGUUCAUGUGCUUCGCGGUGGCCAUGUUCUUCCCCGUGUUCACGAGCAAGAUCGUGUCGGUGCGGGACGACGGCAGCGGCGGGAGGCUGUUCAGCCCGGACGUGUUCAUCCCGCUCGGCUUCUUCGUGUGGAACCUCGGCGACCUGGCCGGGCGGGUGUCGACGAUGCUACCGUUCUCGCUGCGGCACCGCCCCGCCGCGCUGUUCGCCAUCGCCGUCGCCAGGCUGCUGUUCCUGCCGCUGUACGCGCUGUGCAACGUCCGCGGCCGCGGGGCCGCCGUGCCGAGCGACGCGUUUUAUCUGUUGGCCGUGCAGUUCCCCUUCGGCCUCACAAACGGCUGGCUUGGGUCCAGCUCCAUGAUGGCGGCCGGGGAGUGGGUCGACGAAGGCGAGAGGGAGGCUGCGGGCGGGUUCAUGGGCCUCUGCCUCGUGGCGGGCUUGACGGUUGGUAGUCUGUUGAGCUUUAGUGCUGCGGGGAUUUAGAUACGGGGCGGUUACCCCUGUGUUGUCUAUAUUCAUAUCUACGUGCG
Molecule: messenger RNA, 1445 nt
Organism: Phialemonium atrogriseum
Lineage: Eukaryota; Fungi; Ascomycota; Sordariomycetes; Cephalothecales; Cephalothecaceae
Product: nucleoside transporter FUN26
Exons: 2
Coding region: 1-1398 (465 amino acids)
Biological process (GO): nucleoside transmembrane transport
Cellular component (GO): fungal-type vacuole membrane
Molecular function (GO): nucleobase transmembrane transporter activity; nicotinamide riboside transmembrane transporter activity
Source: RefSeq, a predicted model, not a curated record